AAGUUCUAAAGUUUGAAGACAUGCCAGAUUGGGUAAAUUGGUUAUGUUUUGAUUCUGAAAAUGAAGGUGAAGCUUUUCCUCGUCUUGAAGUGCUUCAUAUUGUUAAGUGCCCCAAGCUAACAGGAGGGUUGCCCAUCCAUCUUCCUUCUUUAGCCAAACUUAAGAUUGUUGAAUGUUCGCAGCUGGAGGCCUCACUCCCAAGGUCUCCUACUCUACGUCAAUUGGAGUUAACAAAUUUUAAUGAGGUUCUGUUAAAUGAAUUGCCAUCUGGAUUACAAAAACUAGUACUUAAAAGAUCUGAUGCAUUACGGUCCCUACAGGAGGGAAUGAUGGAUUCCAGUAGUCCUCUUCAAGAAUUGGAAAUCGAUGGUUGUUGCUCGCUCAUGUUACUUUCCGAUGAUGGUCUACCCUCCACAUUAGAAACUCUUAAGAUCUCAAACUGUAAGAAGUUAGAAUUCCCAGUGCACUUCAACUAUUCAUCCCUCAAAGAGUUGUACUUGGAAAAUAGUUGUGAUUCUCUUAGGUGCUUUCUAGUAAAGUUAAUCGCCGAGAUCAAUAUUUUCACCUUUCAAAGUUUCUUUCAAUAG
Juglans microcarpa x Juglans regia is the source of this 587-nucleotide messenger RNA. RefSeq names its product putative disease resistance RPP13-like protein 1. The record is from RefSeq and is a predicted model, not a curated record. The transcript has 3 exons. NCBI's taxonomy places the organism in Eukaryota, Viridiplantae, Streptophyta, Magnoliopsida, Fagales, Juglandaceae. The coding region runs from base 21 to 587 and encodes 188 amino acids.